Messenger RNA from Engraulis encrasicolus (European anchovy), 3161 nucleotides. It is a transcript of the gene trpc1, whose product is annotated as transient receptor potential cation channel, subfamily C, member 1. The transcript is spliced from 14 exons. The record is from RefSeq and is a predicted model, not a curated record. Gene Ontology annotation, molecular function: protein binding; store-operated calcium channel activity; inositol 1,4,5 trisphosphate binding. Gene Ontology annotation, cellular component: plasma membrane; cation channel complex. Gene Ontology annotation, biological process: calcium ion transmembrane transport; regulation of cytosolic calcium ion concentration. Bases 264 to 2690 code for a protein of 808 amino acids. Lineage: Eukaryota; Metazoa; Chordata; Actinopteri; Clupeiformes; Engraulidae.
AUUUUUCUGAAUAUUUCGGAUUAAAUUAGUCUGUAAGAAGGCGUGCGUAUAGACCUCACCCCGCGCCAGUCGAUGAAAUUAGCCUGUGCCAAACAUGCUGGGAAUAUGCUGUCAAGACCGACCUGACCACCAUCAACAGCUGUGAGGUUUUCUCUGGUUUUACGUUCAUAAAACGACCUCUCCAAAGUUGAUGUCCUUUGUGUCAUCUGGAGUGCGCGACACCGUUUUUCGAGGCUUUUCUGCGAUCGAUGUAACUGGGUUUCAUGGUUAAAUGGUCGCUUCCUCCUAGUGGGAUGCACAUCAGUGUUUUGCCCUACUCACUCUCCGUCGUAAUGGCUGCCCUGUAUCAGGGGACGGACGCGUCCUCUCCCGAUAAGUACCUGGCGUUAAAGGACGUGAGAGAGGUUAAGGAGGAGACCACGCUGGACGAGAAGCUUUUCUUGCUGGCUUGCGAGAAGGGUGAUUAUUACAUGGUUAAGAAGCUUCUGGAGGAGAAGGCCCAUGGAGAGCUUAACGUCAACUGUGUGGACGUGCUAGGACGCGACGCUGUCACCAUCUCCAUCGAGAACGAGAACCUUGACAUCCUGGAACUGCUUCUGGAGCACGGCUGUCAGACAACAGAUGCAUUGCUGGUGGCCAUUGACUCUGAGGUGGUGGGAGCUGUCGACAUCCUCCUCAACCACCGGCCCAGAAGGUCCUCCAAGCCAUCCAUGGCUAAACUGAUGCAGCGGAUUCAGAACCCCGAGUACUCCACCACCAUGGACGUGGCUCCGGUGAUCCUAGCCGCCCACAGGAACAACUACGAGAUCCUGACCAUGCUGCUGAAGCAGGACAUCUCUCUGCCACGCCCACACGCCGUGGGCUGCGAAUGCACGCUCUGCAACGCCAAGAACAAGAAGGACAGCCUGCGCCAUUCCAGGUUCCGUCUGGACAUCUACCGGUGCCUGUCUAGCCCAUCUCUGAUCAUGCUGACCGAGGAGGACCCCAUCCUGCGGGCCUUCGAGCUCAGCGCUGACCUGAGGGAGCUCAGCCUGGUGGAAGUGGAGUUCAGGAACGACUAUGAUGAGCUGGCCCAGAAGUGCAAGAUGUUCGCUAAGGACCUGCUGGCCCAGGCCAGGAAUUCUCGGGAGCUGGAGGUCAUCCUGAACCACACGUCCAGCGAGGACCCCGUGGACAAGAGGGGACUCCUGGAGGAACGCAUGAACCUCAGCCGACUCAAACUGGCCAUCAAGUACAACCAGAAGGAGUUCGUGGCCCAGUCCAACUGCCAGCAGUUCCUCAACACCGUGUGGUUUGGUGAGAUGGCGAGCUACCGCCGCAAGCACACGUGUCUGAAGAUGGCGUUGGUGCUGAGCGUGGCGCUUCUGUGGCCCCUGCUGUCAAUCUGCUACCUGUUUGGGCCCCGCUCGCGCAUCGGCCAGGUCAUUCACACGCCCUUCGUCAAGUUCAUCAUCCACAGCGCGUCGUACUUCACAUUCCUGCUGCUCCUCAACCUCUACUCGCUAGUGUACAACGAGGACACGAAGAACACCAUGGGCCCCGAGCUGGAGAUGAUCGACUACCUACUCAUACUCUGGAUCGUGGGCAUGGUGUGGUCGGAUAUUAAGCGUCUAUGGUACCAGGGCUUGGAGGACUUCCUGGAAGAAUCACGGAACCAGCUGAGCUUCGUCAUGAACUCCCUCUACCUGGCAACCUUCGCCCUCAAAGUGGUGGCAUAUAGUAAGUUUAAAGACCGGGCGGAUACGGAGAGGAAGAACUGGGAUGCGUUCCACCCCAUCCUGGUGGCGGAGGGUCUGUUCGCAGUGGCUAACGUGCUAAGCUACCUGCGCCUCUUCUUCAUGUACACCACCAGCUCCAUCCUGGGACCGCUACAGAUCUCGAUGGGUCAGAUGCUGCAGGAGUUUGGCAAGUUCCUGGGCCUGUUCCUUCUGGUUCUCAUCUCCUUCACCAUCGGCCUCACCCAGCUCUAUGGGAAGGACCAGAAGCAGUCGCUCCCCAAGAACCAGACAGAGGACGAUUGUGAGGGCAUCUUCUGCCCACGGCAGAGCAACGACACGUUUCACACGUUCAUGGGGACGUGCUACGCGCUGUUCUGGUACAUCUUCUCUCUGGCGCACGUGGCCCUGUUUGUGACGAGGAUCAGCUACACAGAGGAGCUGCGCUCCUUCGUGGGGGCCCUGAUCGUGGGCACCUACAACAUCGUGGUGGUCAUCGUGCUCACCAAGCUUCUGGUGGCCAUGCUGCACAAGAGCUUCAGGCAGAUUGCGAACCACGAGGAUAAGGAGUGGAAGUUUGCCCGUGCCAAGCUGUGGCUCAGCUAUUUCGAUGACAAGUGCACUCUUCCCCCACCCUUCAACAUCUUGCCAUCCCCCAAGACCGUCUGCUACCUCAUCACCAGCCUCAGCAAAUGGGUCUGCUCACACACCUCCACGGGCAAAAUGAAGAGACAAAACAGCCUCAAGGAGUGGAAGAACCUGAAGCAGAAGCGAGACGAGAACUACCAGAAGAUCAUGUGCUGCCUGGUGCACCGCUACCUGACCUCCACGCGCCAGAAGAUGCAGAGCACCGACCAGGCCACCGUGGAGAACCUCAACGACCUGCGCCAAGACCUGUCCAAGUUCCGCAACGAGAUGAGGGACCUCCUGGGCUUCCGUACCUCCAAAUACGCCAUGUUCUACCCCAGAAGCUAGAAUCCCAUGCCGAUGUAUCUAUAUCCAACCCCCUCCGAACCAAGCACUACUGAUAUACCUUGUUCCCCUGAACCUCCCCCAAUGCGAACUUGACCCUUGCAGCAUGCUCUGGACUAUUCGAUCUCCUGUUUGGGAUGUGAAGUGGGGACAGAGGGCGUAAAUAUUGACACUCUGGAUUUUAACUGGAAUCACACAGACACAGAGAAAGCACUCUCUCAGACACAAACACACGCACACGCACACGCACACAUACACACACACACACACACACACACACACACACACACACACACACACACACACACACAGUGAUGCACAAACGCAGAAUUGUCCACGCCUUAGUCCUCAGACUCAGAGCUUAUGUAAUGGUCCCUUUCCUCCUUGUUGUUUUCUAAAAAAAGAAAAAGAAAGAAAAAGUGUCCACCUUUUCGACAAAAAAGUCUAAUAAAGAUUGAUGGAAAAUAAACUUUC